Messenger RNA from Lineus longissimus, 2800 nucleotides. Its product is annotated as fos-related antigen 1-like. Gene Ontology annotation, molecular function: DNA-binding transcription factor activity, RNA polymerase II-specific; RNA polymerase II cis-regulatory region sequence-specific DNA binding. The transcript is spliced from 4 exons. Gene Ontology annotation, biological process: regulation of transcription by RNA polymerase II. The record is from RefSeq and is a predicted model, not a curated record. NCBI's taxonomy places the organism in Eukaryota, Metazoa, Nemertea, Pilidiophora, Heteronemertea, Lineidae. Bases 189 to 1280 code for a protein of 363 amino acids. Gene Ontology annotation, cellular component: nucleus.
GAUUCCCUCGCUCCAGAACUUAGUCACUCGUCCAAGAAGCCAGUAGAUCCUCAUAAAAUUCAUUUCCUAUCACAAUUUCAGAUCUAGGCCAACUAGCACAAGGAACUUAUAUACCGAGAGAUCUUACUCAGCGACCGCACUUUGCUUAAAACCUUAAAACGGACGCAUAUUUUGAUCUAGACUGUGCAAUGUACAACCGGGCUGUCACGACCUCGGAUCACCAAAUGCAGAUGGAUUCCAAAUAUACAGUCGCCGAUAUCCUCUCAUCUAUGGCCAACGGGGAGCCAGUUUCAUCAUCGAAUGGUUAUGCGAAUUACUCCAGUGGUAUAAUGACAUCCACUACCCCAACUCUGACACCUACCACCCUCUCCAACAUUGAGCAGCAGUUUAUUGAACUCCAAUCGGUCCCAACUACCUCACACCAAGACAGGCACAUGCAGAGCGGUUUUGUCCCUCCCAUUGUUGAUCCGUACUUCUCAGACUCUGGGAGCCAAACGAGUGUCGAUACUGACUGGACACCCUCCUCCGGUGGAUCAAAACGCCUGAAAACCAGUCGUGGAACUGCUGUCCUUAGCGAGGAAGAUAUCUACACCCCAGGGUACCUAUCAACAAGCCGCAGACCACCCACAAGACGAAAAGAUGACAAAUUCUAUCCUGGUUCAUCUUUUCAGUUGAAUCCAGAAGAAUUCGGCCGCCGCCAAGUAAGAAGGGAAAGGAACAAAGUAGCUGCUGCCAAGUGUCGUCAACGGAGAGUCGAUCAUACCAACCGUCUCGUUGAUGAGACUGAUGUGCUCGAAGACGAGAAGAACGAUCUUGAGAAUGAGAUUCAGUCUCUCCAGCAGCAGAAGGAACAACUCGAAUUCCUUCUCCAAGCUCACAAGCCGCUUUGCAAGAUGGCCAAUCUCGAUGCCCAUCCAUGCAAUGCCAACCUUAUUACCUCUUGCCCUUCAAGCCUACCAAUGCCAGUUCAGCCAAUGAAGAUGGACCGUGUCAACAUCAAGUCGGAACCCAACGACAUGCGCAUGGGUCAGCAUCAUUCCAUGAACAGGCCGAACACACUGCCGAUCAUGAAAAAGACUCUCGAGACGCCAACGUGUAGUGAAUUGGGUCUGACGAUGACAACGCCAUCUAAUGGCAUCUUCACUUUUGGUCUCGACUCCAUGGUUGAUGGUCAUACUGGACUCACUCCACUCAUGUCAUGCGCGAGCCAGGUUCAGAGGAACUCAAGUGACAGUAGCCCUGGUGACCAACUCCACUCACCGACUCUGAUCUCUUUAUGAACUCUUUAAUCAUGUUAUGAUUAUGUUAACUGAUAUUGGUUUGAGUUGUACUUGGGUACAAUUGGUAAAUUUGUUGUCCGGCUGUGAAGGCUGUUGAUAACUUUAUGAAAAUGACCUUGGGCCACAGAUGACAGUGAUGUCAUGGCACACACAGCUGGUUAAGUGGAACACAUGGUUAGUGUAUGUUUAGUCUUAUUGGCUAUGUGUAAGAUUUGUGGACAGGAAUAGUGUAAAAGUGGUGUGCAAAUUUGAGAAGUUCUUUUUUGUGAUAAUUUUUGGCAAGCGUGCUUAAUUCAUUUGAAAAGUUCCUUAAAAUUCUUAAGAUAUUUCUAAUUUCCUGUACACAUGUCGUGAAGUUAAGCUGUGUAGCUGUUAGUUAGGGGUGUGAAUGUCUGUUGUGGUUUGUCUUCUGUGAAUCUGAAUAACGCAGAGAUUGAUGGCUGAGAAUAGUAAGAUUGGUCCAAAAUAUCCAUCUAGUUCUCUUGGAACUUGAAAAGCACAAAUAGAGCACUGUUGCUUAAUAUGUAUGUUCCACGGCUAGUGCAAUUUUUUCAUGUCUUGAUUUUAUGCCAGCUUAUGUGUGUGUUAUUGGUAAUAUUGUGCAUUUGGGUUUAGCACAGAGGAAUCAGAAACUCGUAUGCAAGAAUAUAUUUUAUAUGAUGUACACAAAAGUUAACGCUAACUUAAUCAGAGCAUGUUGGAACAUUUUUGAGUAUGUAUUUUCUGUUAGGGACUUUCGAUUUGAAUUUUGAUUGUUUCAAAACAUGGUGCGCUAUUGGCUGAAGUGCCUAUGCUGUGGUCUCUCAUUGGCCAUGUCAUGCCUCCUGUGUUGAACGCGGGCUAUUUUUGGUUAUGCUAUUGGCAACAUAUGCAUGAAUUAUGCAGGUGCUCUUCCAUGCUUUUUAUAUAACGAAACAAACUGCCAUUUUGUUACAUAUAAUGAUUACCGGUCUUGCAUUUGACUUUACAAGGACAAAGUGCCUUUGGUAAAGUCCUGUGACAAGCCUGGCUUAGUUAUGCCUUUCGCUGUCAAAAUAGCAUCAUCUGCAGAGCGGAUCAUUAUCUGCAGAGCAGAUGAACACUGGACAUAUCAGUUUGCAUUACCAUGUCAAAAUUUGGAUUCUAUUUCACGCCAAGUUGAUCAGACCACUUGUAAAUCUUUGCAUUGAAAUACUGGAUAAUAUGUAGUUUUCAUUCUAUCAACUUGGAGUGGUGUUGCAUCUGAUCAGGGAUCCUUAUAUAUUGGUCACCACUCACAAUUUCAUCGUCAUCUUUUAUAAAAUCACCGUCCCCGGAACCCAGUAUUUAGAAUACAUUCAUAAGUUCAUACUCAUUGUAUAAACAUCAACCUCAUUCAUAAUGCAUUUCUCUACUUAAGUUUUGGCAUGGAUUUUCUGUUUGUUUGGGUACUAUACAAUAUGAUUUCUAAAUUUGAAGACACAAGGAAUAGAAGGAAAGGUUGACUCUAUUCAUUGUAAAAUGUACAUGUAGUUAUCCAAAAUAAAAAAGAUUAAAUUCAA